AUGUCGGGCCUCAAACCUUCCAAUGUCAUCAUAAUCCACCCUGAUCUAGGCAUUGGCGGCGCGGAACGCCUCAUCAUCGAUGUUGCGCUAGCCCUGCAGAACCGCGGCCACCGAGUGGCAGUCUACACCUCCCACCGCGACAAGACGCAUUGCUUUGAAGAGGCGCGCGAUGGCACACUUGAUGUUCGUGUGCGUGGGAACACGAUAUUUCCGGCCCAUAUAUUCGGGAGGUUUCAUAUCCUCAUGGCAUCACUGCGCCAGCUCCACCUGACCGCAACUCUGUUGACGGAACUAGGAUCGAGGGGUAGUUCAACAGUAAAAGACAAGGCGGCCCCUGGAGAAGAAGACCAAGACGACAUUUUUAUUGUGGACCAGCUUCCGGCAUGUGUUCCAAUUCUAAAGACCUUUGGCCAGCCCCGCAAAUCCCACCGCCAACGAAUCCUCUUCUACUGUCAUUUCCCUGAUCAAUUGCUUGCGCGACGGAACGAAGGAGGCUCCCUCUUGCGACUAGCCAAGAUUUUAUACCGUUUCCCUUUCGACUGGUUCGAGGGAUGGGCAAUGAGUGCCUCUGAUCGGGUCGUCGCUAACUCAAAAUUCUCGCGAGGAGUGGUCCGUGAUGUCUUUGGGACAAACAAGCUUGGGGACGUGCAGGUUGUCUACCCGUGUGUCGAUACGAAUUCCGAGGCAGAUGCACCGCAGAAAGAGCCGGAAGGGGCUCUUUGGGAUGGAAAGAAGAUAUUGUUGAGUAUCAAUCGUUUCGAGAGAAAGAAGGACAUGGGACUGGCAAUUCGCGCUUACAAUGGUCUGGGUGCGGGAAAGAGGAAGGGAACACGGUUGGUGAUUGCUGGCGGUUACGAUAAUCGCAUCCAAGAAAACGUUCAAUACCACCAAGAACUCGACAAUCUCGCAAAAGACCUCGGCUUACGAACAGCGACAACGAAGACAGUAGUCUCUGCGCUCUCCAUUCCUGACGAUAUCGAUAUCUUGUUCCUUCUCUCUGUCCCUACGACCUUCAAAAACACCUUGCUCGCCCAGUCAAAGCUCCUGUUAUACACUCCAAUCAACGAGCACUUUGGCAUCGUACCCGUUGAGGCCAUGCUUGCAGGCUUACCUGUCCUCGCGUCGAACACUGGCGGCCCAUUGGAGACCGUUGUCGAAGGCGAAACGGGCUGGCUCCGUGACGCUCACGCGGUUAAGGAAUGGACCGCAGUUAUGGAUAAGGUUCUCUAUGGCAUGUCCCAGAAGGAAGUCGAUCGGAUGGCGGCUGCUGGGAAAGCAAGGGCAAGGCGAGAGUUUUCACUUACUGCCAUGGGCGAUCGACUGGAAGAGGAAAUCUCCACUAUGCUCUUCGCCGAGAGGCGUCCUUUCCGAGGAUGGCAGCAAGUAUUCAUCGCACUCGCCGUUCUUGGAUCAAUUCUUGCAGUAGCGGUUGCUUUAUUGCUUCGCAGAUUCUAG
Molecule: messenger RNA, 1455 nt
Organism: Penicillium daleae
Lineage: Eukaryota; Fungi; Ascomycota; Eurotiomycetes; Eurotiales; Aspergillaceae
Product: GDP-Man:Man(1)GlcNAc(2)-PP-dolichol alpha-1,3-mannosyltransferase
Exons: 2
Coding region: 1-1455 (484 amino acids)
Molecular function (GO): alpha-1,3-mannosyltransferase activity; GDP-Man:Man(1)GlcNAc(2)-PP-Dol alpha-1,3-mannosyltransferase activity
Source: RefSeq, a predicted model, not a curated record